AUGGCGCCCUCAACGCAAUUCGAGCUGGCGCAACCGCCCAACGAUGCCAUCUCGUCGCUCGUCUUCGCGCCCGAGGCCCCCACGCGGCUGCUGGUCUCGUCAUGGGACAAGAACGUCUACCUCUACGACACGCACACCGACGCCGAGGGCGGCGGCCACGGCACCCUGCUCCAGACCUUUGAGCACCGCGCCCCCGUCAUGGAUGUGUGCUUCGGCGCCGACGACAACGAGGCCUUCAGCGCCGGCAUGGACUGGACCGUGAGGAGGAUCGACCUCGAGUCCGGCGACCAGACCGUCGUGAGCAAGCACGCCGCCCCCGUCCGGAGGGUCGUCUACAGCCGAGAGCACUCCCUCCUCAUAACCGCCUCCUGGGACAACACAUUACACGUCCUCAACCCGUCCAACACUUCGCUCACGCCCCUGACCAUCACCCUGCCGGGCAAGCCGCACGCCAUGGCCGCCUCGCCGUCCAAGGUUAUCAUCGCCAUGACGAGCCGCCUCGUGCACAUCUACGAUUUGGCGGCGCUGGGCGCGUCGCUGGCCUCGGGCAGCGGGGCGGCGCCCGAGCCGUGGCAGCAGCGCGAGUCGUCGCUCAAGUUCCUGACGCGCGCCGUGGCCGCGAUGCCGUCGGACGCGGGCUACGCGACGUCGUCGAUCGAGGGCCGCGUGGCCGUCGAGUGGUUCGACGCCUCGGCCGAGUCGCAGGCGCGCAAGUACGCCUUCAAGUGCCACCGCCAGACGGGCACGGCCGAGGACGGCGCCGCCGACGUCGUCUUCCCCGUCAACGCCCUGGCCUUCCACCCGGCCUUCGGCACCUUUGCCAGCGGCGGUGGCGACGCCAUCGUCGCCCUGUGGGACGCCGCCGCCAAGCGCCGCAUGAAGAUCUACCAGAAGUUCCCCGACUCGGUCGCCGCCCUCGCCUUCUCGAGCGACGGCAAGUACCUGGCCAUCGGCGUGUGCCCGGGCUUCGAGACGGGCAUGGAGGACUACAGCGGCGAGGGGAGGACCAAGGUUGUGAUCCGCGAGCUGGGCGAGACCGAGGCCAAAGGGAAGGGUGCGAAGUGA
Messenger RNA from Neoarthrinium moseri, 1065 nucleotides. RefSeq lists its product as uncharacterized. The transcript is spliced from 3 exons. Lineage: Eukaryota; Fungi; Ascomycota; Sordariomycetes; Amphisphaeriales; Apiosporaceae. The coding region runs from base 1 to 1065 and encodes 354 amino acids. The record is from RefSeq and is a predicted model, not a curated record. Gene Ontology annotation, cellular component: mitotic checkpoint complex; bub1-bub3 complex; kinetochore. Gene Ontology annotation, biological process: mitotic spindle assembly checkpoint signaling. Gene Ontology annotation, molecular function: ubiquitin binding.